This is a messenger RNA of Didymodactylos carnosus, 2322 nucleotides long. NCBI's taxonomy places the organism in Eukaryota, Metazoa, Rotifera, Eurotatoria, Philodinida, Philodinidae. The record is from the annotation of a GenBank genome assembly.
AUGAGUAGCCAAGUUACCGAAAAGCAUAAUGCAUCUCUUCAAUCGACGAAAUCUGUUCAACCUCGUCAAGGCUCAAUAUCACAUCAAACAUCAACAGGAAAUAGUCAAUACUUAAUAACAACCUCAACAUCAAGUGGAACAAGUACCGAUCAUCCUCAAACAUCUGGUCAACCUGGAAGAGUCAUCAUUGCUACUUCUCAAGCGACAAAUUCAAAAUCUUUACAACCAUCAACGUCAAAUGUGUGUACAAAUGGAAAUGGAUUUCAGAACGGAGCACCUGUUCAAUUUCAAUUUAAUACAAAUGAUGGUACAUUAUACACUGGAACAAAUUUAUUUUUUAAUCCUCAACAAAAUACAAACUCCGGUGAUGGAUAUAGCCAUCAUAUUUUAUCAUGUGAAAGUGGAAAUGGUGCCUUUAGUUUUCUCCAAGAUGGAAAUUCAGCCCAAACAUUAGCUCACACAACAAGGGCAUCGCCUAGUACGGUUCAAUGGUUAGUGGAUAAUUUCGAACCAUCUGAAGGAUGUUCACUGCGAAGAUCAGUAUUAUACUCAUUUUAUUCACAACACUGUCACGAACUAAAAUUAGAACAAGUUAAUCCAGCAUCGUUCGGAAAAUUAAUUCGAUCCGUAUUUUUAGGAUUAAGAACACGAAGAUUAGGAACAAGGGGAAAUUCCAAAUAUCAUUAUUAUGGUAUUCGUUUAAAAGCUUCAUCCAGUCUUAAUCAAUAUACGGAUAAAAAUGGUGGAUUAACAUUCAAAGGACAGUAUUACUUUGGAUCAACAAAUACAAAAAAACAUAGUUCAGCAUCUCAACCGAAUGCAAACGCUGAUAACUCUCCAGCAUCGUCACCUACUCAUUUUGGUGAAUUACAAGAUCAAUCAUAUUCAUCUGAAUCAGACACAAAAUUAAAUAUACAACAAUCACAGUCUACAUCCGAUACAAAUUCUCUCGUAUUAUAUGAAAGCAUUCAAAUUGAUUCAUCAUUAGUAUUACCUGAAUGUUUAACGCUAGCCAAUUUACGGCGAUUUGAAGAUUCAUAUAAAGAACAUUGUGCAAAAUUAUUUGACGUUAUUACAAAUUUUCAAUUUACAUCUAUUGAACAAAUAUGGACAAAUUUUUGGAAAUCAGGGCAGAGUGAACAAGGUGGUGAUCAGGUGUUAACAGCGUAUCAACUUUUAAGUGUAUGUUCAUUGUCACAAGUUCAAGAUUUUAUUCGUCAAUGUGAUUAUAUACUUUAUCAACAAUUAAUUGAACGCCUUAUACCCGACAUACUUAGUCCAAUGCCCGGACCAAUAACUCAGUCGAUUCGCACAUUUGCUAAAUCAUUAGAUUCAACACUGAAAUCAGUUAUCUCUCAUAUGCCUGAAACAUUAAAAACGAUAAAAUUAACAAUUGUCAGUUCAUUCUCGAUGACUCUUCGUCGUUAUACAUCAUUGAAUCAUUUGGCUCAAGCAGCCAAAGCCGUACUACAAAAUUCGCAACAAGUCCAACAAAUGUUACAAGAUUUAAAUAAAGUCGAUUUUAAACAUAUACAGGAACAAGCAUCAUGGGUUUGUGAAUGUGAUGAUUUGAUUGUAUCACGUGUUGAAAAUGAUUUUAAACAACAGCUACAAUCCCAAGCAACUUUAGAACAAUGGGCACAAUGGCUAGAUGGAGUUGUUACCGAUAUUCUUAAACCUUAUCAAACCCAAUCACAUUUAACAUACGCUAAAAUGGCUAAACAAUUCUUACUUAACUGGUCUUUCUAUUGUUCGAUGGUCAUUCGUGAUUUGACAUUACGUAGUGCAGCAUCAUUUGGAUCAUUUCAUUUAAUUCGUUUACUUUAUGAUGAGUACAUGUUUUAUUUAAUUGAACAUAAAAUCGCCGUUUAUUCGCAAAAAGCACCGAUCGCUAUAAUGACCGAAACAAAUUUGGCUUUGAAAUUAAGUGUAUAUGAUAGUGUCAUUCAACCAUCUUCGUCACAAACAAUACUAAACGAUUCGGCAGUAAAUGGAGCAGGAACAGUUCUUGAGCGACGAAAUUUCAUUUCGAAAGUGGCUUUAGUCAUUAAAAAGUCAUCAACAACACUCGAUGGACAACAAAAUGGAAAUAAUGAUCAACAUCAGGCCAAAAUUGUUCAGAUAACAACUGAAAAUUUACAGUUACCAUUAUUUAAUAAAGUCUUUAAAAAACCUUCAUCCAUUAGCUUAGUAUCAAAAUCAGUCGAUGAUCAAUCAUCUUCCAUGUUGUCUUUGUCUCGUUCAAUUCUUCAUGAGAACGAUAAUGAAUCGUUGUUUGGUGAUUCUCAAGAACAACUACAAACGAAAAAGUUAAAAACCUAG